Molecule: messenger RNA, 2926 nt
Organism: Neurospora tetraspora
Lineage: Eukaryota; Fungi; Ascomycota; Sordariomycetes; Sordariales; Sordariaceae
Product: autophagy protein Apg9-domain-containing protein
Exons: 3
Coding region: 133-2856 (907 amino acids)
Biological process (GO): nucleophagy; autophagy of mitochondrion; protein localization to phagophore assembly site
Cellular component (GO): autophagosome; phagophore assembly site
Source: RefSeq, a predicted model, not a curated record
CCGUCUCUACCAACCGCUGUCCGAUACCCGAUCGGUCAUUAGUCUGGAUGCUCACUCGCCUUUUCCCAACCGAGCCACCGUAAUUCCGGACAGUCGCUCCAGUACUAGAACUAAAAGUCGGCUAACGUGUUCAUGGCUGACGGCGUCAUUGCCAGGCUCAUGUCGGGUGGUCGUGGCAGUCGUGGCGCGCGCUCCUUCUAUGAAGAGUUGCGCGGCCGCGACAAUGCCUCUGAUGUUGACGAUCGUGCUGGGCUCUUGGAUGAAGAAAAUCUUAACCAGCAUUUUAAUGACUACGAUAUUGAAAAUGCACAAGGGCUAAGACUUGACGACAGUAGGGCCACUGUCGACGGCCGGAUCCCACGAGGCCGAGCCCAAAUGUCCGGCCGUCCACCACGUCCAGAUGCUACCACACAUUGGGGUGCCAACCACGAUGACGACGCUGACAAUGACGUACCCGCCUCCCUGCUUGUUGAACAUUAUGACAGGGGAGCUGCUCCCUUGGGGUCGCCGGGGAAGCUGAGAAGCCAGCAUGCAGGAUCGCGUGCACAUCCUGCUCCAGGAUUGUCCAAGGGCCGUACGCAUCAGCAAAGGCCACACGCCGACCAAGAUGUUCAGCUCCCGCUGCAUAGCAAUGCCGCGCCUAGCUCCAUUUUAACCGGUGCUAUAACAGGCAACGCUAAGAAGAUGGCCGAAUGGAGAUGGGCUAAUAUUACCAACCUUGACAGCUUCAUGCAAGACGUUUACAACUACUACCGGGGGAGUGGGAUGUGGUGUAUUGUGGUCGAAAGGGUGCUUCACCUGAUCAAAGUCGCCUUUGUAGCUUUCCUCUUGACAUUUCUCUCCCAGUGCGUUGACUUUAAGAAGAUUCCGAGCAACCAGAAGCUGUCUCAAGUCCUCGUUCCUCAGUGCACUCGGAAUAUGUCUGGGUUAUGGAACAUUGGUCUUUGGCUCUUUGCCUUCUAUUUCAUGUGGAAAUCAAUACAGUACAUCCUCGACUUGCGCCGGCUGACGCAUGUUCGGGACUUUUACAUCCAUCUGCUCAACAUUCCCGAUGAAGAUAUGCAGACCAUCACAUGGCAGGAAGUUGUAGCCAGGAUAAUGGUGCUCCGGGAUCAGAACGUAAGGACGACUAGGACCAUGACGCCGCAAAAUCAGCGCUGGGUCCUUGGUAGCCAAUCCAAGGAGAGGCUGGACGCUUCCGACAUUGCGAAUCGACUGAUGAGACGAGAGAACUACAUGAUUGCCAUGAUAAACAAGGAUAUACUCGACUUGACGAUCCCUUUGCCGAUUCUUCGCAACCGUCAGCUUCUUUCACAGACGCUCGAAUGGACUUUGAUGUUCAGCAUUCUCGACUUUGUCUUUGACCCCAAGGGUCAAGUAAACCAGGAAUUUCUCAGGUCCGACCGCAGGGGCGUCCUCAGCGCCAAACUUCGGAGCCGGUUCAUCUUCGCAGGUGUUAUGAUCCUCAUACUGUCGCCUUUCGUGGCAGGCUACCUCAUCAUCGUGUAUUUCUUGGAAUACUACAAUGAAAUUCAAAAGAACCCGUCGAUAUUGUCUGCGCGAAGCUACACACCUCUUGCGGAAUGGAAGUUUAGAGAGUUCAACGAGCUUCCUCACCUGUUUAAGAGACGACUGGACAUGUCUCACCCCUUUGCCAGCCACUACAUCGAUCAGUUUCCCAAAGCCAAGACGUCAAUGGUGGCCAAGACUGUGUCCUUUAUAGCCGGCUCGAUUGCUACGGUCCUUGCUUUGAUAUCUGUUUUCGACCCGGAAAUGUUCCUCGGCUUCGAAAUCACGCACGAUCGCACCGUGCUCUUUUAUACGGCUGUUUUUGGAGCUAUAUGGAGUGUAGCUCGCGGGAGUGUGUCCGAGGAUAACGCGGUAUUCGAUCCCGAGUACGCGCUUGGCAAUGUGGUGGAAUAUACGCAUUACCAGCCGGAGCACUGGAAAGAUCGGUGGCAUAGUGCUGACGUGAAGGCCGAGUUCGAGGAGCUUUACAAGUUGAAACUGGUCAUCUUUGUUGAAGAGAUUCUCAGCAUCUUGACAACUCCCUUUGUCCUGUUUUUCAGCCUUCCCAAGUCAGCCGAUCAGAUUAUAGACUUCUUCCGUGAAUUCACGAUUCACGUGGACGGUCUUGGCUACGUGUGCUACUUUGCCGAGUUUGACUUUAAACAAGGCUCCAAAAAUCCAACGCCGGCGGCGGCGACCACAGGCGAAGGAGAUGUACGAGAUGACUAUUACUCUACAAAGCAUGGCAAGAUGGAGGCGUCCAUGUAUGGAUUUAUCAACAAUUAUGCUCGAAACCCAAAACACAUCCCGCCUGCGAUGCGCCAACAGUUUCACUUACCGCCGGUCUUCCCCGGCAUAACUUCGCCAACGUUGGCAGGUGAUUUGGCAGCUUCACGGAUGGGCCGCAGCCAGCGAGCAAGGAGUAAAGGUCCCGUCCCUUCGCGUACACCGCGACCUGGGACGGUAGUUGCAGAGCCUUCGCCUAUGGCAUCCAUCCUCUUGGAUCCGCGCCAUCAGCCAAUCCUCCCGAACAACAUGAGCUUUGUCAAGUUCCGAGGGGGUAAUCAGGGUGAGGGUCACAUGAUGGGAGGAUCGAUGGAGGAGGAUGGUAAAGGUGCUGCACGCAACGGUCAGCAAACGCACGACGACGAGUCGGAAGACAGCAGGGCAGGGCUGGAUGAAUCAGCAUGGCAGGUAUCGCCAACCAACGAUUUAAGCAGAGAGAACAGCGGGCGGGGCCUGGACUCGGUUGUUGGUGAGGAAGCGGGAAAUGGGGCUGGGGUGGUACACAUGCUCUACCAGUUCAACCAGGCGCAUUUGAAUAGGAGGCUUGGGGGUGUGAGAUGAAACGAUCAAGACUCAGGUCGCGGGCCGGGGAAUUGGAUAGAGAAAAGAGGAGGAAUCACGAAACGAACAU